AUGGCGAAGUUGGAGACUGAUUUGGUUGACGAAAGGGAGAGAAAUCGAGAAUUGGAAAGGAAAAUCGCCGAGACGAAAAGGAAGAACGACGAUCUCGAGGCACAAUUAGAUUCCCAAGUCGCCGAAAUGUCAAGGACCAUCUCCGCGAGAAUGGCUCAAAACACGACGGAUUUAAUGGAGAAAAUCACGAAGUUGGAGGCUGAUUUACGAUUUGAAAGGAUCAAAACAGUCGAAAUCGCGAAGUUGCAGGCAGAUUUAAAUCGACCGAUGACUUUCUCGGAUCUGGAUGGAUGGUCAUAUUUGGCAAAAACCGCUUCUUGGUACAAGGCUUUCGAUCAAGAAAUGACAUUCGAUGAAGCCGAGGCAUAUUCGGAAACUGUUCGUUCGGAUUCUUUGUUCUGGAUCGGACUGAAGGAAAAUCCGAACAAAGGAAAUGCUUUUGAAUGGACGGAUGGAAGUUCGGUGGUUUUCAGGAAUUGGCAUCUUGGACAACCGGAUUCGUACGCCCACGCUUUGCUUGAUAGCUACGAUGGGGAAUGGUGGUCCGCUUCUCUUACCUCUCAGUGGCGUUUUAUCUGCAAAACCAGCUCUCAAUUC
Molecule: messenger RNA, 597 nt
Organism: Mesorhabditis belari
Lineage: Eukaryota; Metazoa; Nematoda; Chromadorea; Rhabditida; Rhabditidae
Source: the annotation of a GenBank genome assembly